Rotaria socialis is the source of this 1203-nucleotide messenger RNA. Lineage: Eukaryota; Metazoa; Rotifera; Eurotatoria; Philodinida; Philodinidae. The record is from the annotation of a GenBank genome assembly.
AUGGAAACUAUAAUAGAAGAUAAUAAUAAUAAUUUGCCAAUUAUGAGACCAUCACCUAGUGGUCUAGCAAGACCACCGGCACUAUUAGAUUUCACAGACUAUCCAGAAGUAUUUGAUGAAUGGUUGCCAGAAGCAACGCCAGGAAAAAAGCGAAAACUCGGACCACGAAGAGAUGAUCCACCAACACCACCAUCUCCUAGACAACCACCACCAGUUGUACCGAGAAAAGCACUACCACAAAGAGACAGUAAUGCUGCUCUAAUAGGAGGUUCAGUGAAUUCAUCACCAUUCUCGAACGAAAAACAAACAAAGAAUAAAAAAGAACAUUCAUUCAAUGCAUUGCUUCCUAUCGAAAAAGUCAAUGAGAAAAAACAACAAAAGAUAAGACCAGUAGACAAAACAAUAACAAAAGAAAAUUCGAUAAUCAUAUCUCCAAUACAUAGUUCUACACCAGAACCAAUGGUAGGAUCACCAUCAGUUGUACCAAAGAAUGAUGUAAUACCAGCACAGACAUCAUUUCACUUUGCAAUAAUUCCUAUAGAGUGUCGAUAUUUUUUCAAAACAAUAAAACAAAAAUGUACAUUUGAAGCUAUUAAAGCUCAUCAAAACUUACUCGAGAAAAGAUACAAAACACUGGAAAAUGAAAGAGAAAAUAAAUUACAUUCAUGUUUUGAAAAACAAGAAUGGACUUCAACAAUAUCAUUCGUAAAGAAUACUAUCGAGAAAGUGCUUGAAAAUAAGAAGAAAAACGAUCAAAGAAGAUUAGAUAAUCUUCUACUAGACCAAAUACGAGAAAAAGCAACACUAGAAAUAAAAAAUACAGGAACACAGUCAGAGCAACAACACAUACAGCGUUCGCAUGAAAAAUUCAUGAGAACACUAGAUAUAAAAUUACAGUUAGAUAAGAUAGAAAUGAGAUUUGUGGAAAAUAUGCCACCACCAUCGUUAAACAUAUUCGAUAAAUUAGAACUAUAUGCAAAAGAACUAAAAUCGAACGAUAACGUUUUAAGUUCACUACGUGAACAGUGGAAAAGCAUACUUAGAAAAACAAAACUAGACUUAACAGCAUUAAUGAGACAAGCUAAAGUAGCUGAACUAAAACAAAUCAAUGACGAACAUCAAAAACUAGUACAAGAAAUAUCAGAACAUCUACGUGAAUCAUAUGACAAGAUAUGUCAUGUAUCCCGAACAAGGCACGAAUAA